Ogataea angusta is the source of this 474-nucleotide messenger RNA. RefSeq lists its product as uncharacterized. The record is from RefSeq and is a predicted model, not a curated record. Gene Ontology annotation, biological process: protein folding; protein peptidyl-prolyl isomerization. Gene Ontology annotation, molecular function: peptidyl-prolyl cis-trans isomerase activity. The coding region runs from base 1 to 474 and encodes 157 amino acids. NCBI's taxonomy places the organism in Eukaryota, Fungi, Ascomycota, Pichiomycetes, Pichiales, Pichiaceae. The transcript is spliced from 2 exons.
AUGGUCAAGACUUUCUUCGACGUUGCUGCUGACGGAAAAAUCGUGUUCUCCUUGUACGAUGACGUUCCAAAGACCGCCGAAAACUUCAGAGCCCUGUGCACUGGAGAGAAGGGCUUUGGCUACAAAGGCUCCAUCUUCCACAGAGUCAUUCCCGACUUCAUGUUGCAGGGUGGAGACUUCACCAACUUCAACGGAACCGGUGGCAAGAGCAUCUACGGCUCCAAGUUCCCAGACGAGAACUUCAACCACAAGCACUCGAAGCCGGGUCUGCUGUCGAUGGCCAACGCCGGCCCAAACACCAACGGCUCGCAGUUCUUCAUCACGACUGUUCCAUGCUCGUGGUUGGACGGCAAGCACGUUGUUUUCGGCGAGGUUGUCGAGGGCUUCGACGUUGUCAAGGCCGUCGAGAAGCUCGGCUCUGGAUCCGGCGCCACGCGUGCCAAGAUCGAGAUCACCGACUCUGGUGAGCUCUAA